Anguilla rostrata (American eel) is the source of this 3797-nucleotide messenger RNA. Its product is annotated as protein BTG1-like. The transcript is spliced from 2 exons. Gene Ontology annotation, biological process: negative regulation of cell population proliferation; negative regulation of mitotic cell cycle. Bases 279 to 779 code for a protein of 166 amino acids. Gene Ontology annotation, cellular component: cytoplasm; nucleus. NCBI's taxonomy places the organism in Eukaryota, Metazoa, Chordata, Actinopteri, Anguilliformes, Anguillidae. The record is from RefSeq and is a predicted model, not a curated record.
UCCGCUUCUUCGUUCACUCAGAUGAAAGAAAGCAAAAUAGGGGCGUGUACAGCCUCACGGCACAUCGCUUCUUUAUUUUACAACCCAAAAGCAGGACCUCCACACCUUUUCGUUCUUGGCACAAUUACUCUCCGAAACUUUCCGUCAGAACCAAUAAAUGCCCUGCAUAGGCGUGCGAGAAAUAAAAGAAAACACGAUAAUUUCCCAAUCGGGAACAAUAACGUUGGUCCGAGAAAAACCCGAAAUUCGAGGCACGGAUUCUCCCUACUCUCUCUUCCAUGCAUCCCCUUUGUACCCCGGGCAGUAUGAAACCGGAGAUCGUCGCCGCCGUCGGCUUUCUGUCCAGAUUUCUGCGGAUUAAAGGAAACGUCAACGACCGCCAGGUUCAAAUAUUCAGCCAGUCUCUCCAGGAAAUCCUUACAGAGCAAUACAGGCACCACUGGUUCCCCGACCGGCCCUGCAAGGGCUCGGGCUACCGCUGCAUCCGCAUCAACCACAAGAUGGACCCGCUGGUGGGGCAGGCGGGCCAGCACGUGGGCCUGAGCACGCAGCGGCUGUACGGCCUGCUGCCAAGCGAGCUCACGCUGUGGGUGGACCCCUUCGAGGUGUCCUAUCGCAUAGGGGAGGACGGCUCCAUCUGCGUCCUGUACGAGUCCCAGCCCGCCGCCCCCGCGCCACAGCCCCCCCUGCUGGACAGCCGCAUCAGCUGCAAGGAGGAGCUGCUCCUGGGCCGGGCCGGAGGAGCUGCCGGCUUCGGCAUGAUGGCGGUGUCCAGCUAGAGGCCCCGCCCACCUGGCCCAUCGGGACGGGACCAGGAAGGAGGUGAAAUGAGGGGGAUGGACUUCUCGUUGGGGUUUUGGGGUUUUUUGGGUUUUUGUUUUUCCUGAUUUGGCUUUUUGGAGGGACUCUGUCGUGGGGCAGAGGACGUGGGGACAGCGACGGGACUUUGGAUGAGAGAAAGUGCCCCCCCUUGGGGACGGAAGGUGAACUGUCCCUGCUGGAGAGAUUCCAGAAUAUUACUUUGCACUUUUAAAUAAUGUUAAUGUCUUUCACUGCCACCACUUCCACACACACACAUGCACACGCACACACACACACACGCCAACCCAGCAUGUACAGAACUACUUUCAGGAUAAGCAUAAAUUGUUAUUUUUUUUAUAGAUAUUUCAAUUGCUAUGAAUUUAGUGGGGUUUUUUUGGCUAACGGAAAAGCAGUAUGGGGUGACCUGACUCUGCACUACGUUUUGGAAGCUUAUCUUUCCCAUUUAAAACGGAAGCUCAUUUAAACGGAUCAGACCAGAGCAGAACAGCGUUGGCUCUCUCUCAGACAGAGCCGUCGCCUGCAGCAAGUGUACCUGUGGGACAGGUGAGGCGCUGCAGGGCGUGUGGUGCCCCAUAUCACUCUCGCCAGCCCAGGAGCCGGGGGCCGGACACCAGUAAGGGCAGCUAAAUCCACUCCGGCCCCUGGAGCACUCCUGCUGGCUGGAGGGCGAAGCCAGCACGCGCACUGAGCACGCUCUGUAGGGCCCGGCCCUCCCCCACUGAGAGAGAGAGAGAGAUGGGUGGGGCAGUGGGCGGGGUCAAGGUGAACAUCAGUGGAUCUUCCACAGGUCAGAUUGCCCCCCCCCCCACACACUAACACACACACACACACACACAGACGCACACACACACACAUGCACACACACCUCAUGGCUGACACAGAUGCCAGGAGACUGAAGCCAGAGGGAAGCUCAUUCUUUUCUUACACUAUUGAUCAACUGGACGCACCCCCCUCUACAUGUGAACUUUGACCCCUCUGCAAUUAUUAGUGCUCCUUUUAUGUCUGGUGUGCAGCAUUUGUGCAGCGUCUGGAGUUGUCAUAUUUUUCCCGUGUGUAAUUUAGCAAAUGUUGGUGAUUCAUCGAGAAUGCUCCGAAGUUUUUCUAAAUCUUCUAUUAAUCAAAAACUCAGAUUUGUUAACCCCCCCCCCAAAAAAAAAACUCUUUCUGUCCCCGCGGCACAAAUGGUCUCUAAGGAUGCCUUUAGGUGGGUGUGGCCACAGGAGUGGGAGGGGCUAAGCAGAUUAAAUGCACUAACAUAUGAAGGCAAACUGUCGUGAAAAAGACAGAAAUCUGUCCAGGAAUGUACUGCCGAACUCAGGCCAAGAGACCAGACCUUUAUAAAGUCACUCAAAUACUGUUAUUGAAUUAUUAUAUGAGAAAUAGGGGUGUACCGAUCGAUCGGCCGUGGGGUGGAACCCGCCAGUUUUUGCUCCAGAACACGCGAUCGGUGACCAGUGGAUUUUGGCCGAUCUGUGGUUUUGUGAUGUAAGAAAGGAGAGCAGAGGCCAUUUGCAAGAUGCACUGGAACGCUGCCACUCUGUCUUUCAACAAAAUGUCCGCCGUCUGGAAGUGAUACGAAGUGUGUGAAGCAGACAUUAAAAAAAAAAAAACCUGGGUCUUAUUUUCAUAAUAUUUUUCAUCAAUCCUAUCAGUUCUGAUGUUAUUUUAUGUAACUGAUUCAUUGUCAGAUUUUGGCUUUUUAGAUGUGUUUUUUCCCCUCUAUGCCAGUAGCUUCACCACCGCAUCUAUGGGGCACAUCAGGAUAUAGUACAGGUUCAGUUUACCUCAAACAAGUCCGGUUUAUCUAAACCUACUAAAACUAUUGGGAAGUGAAAAUGUAAAUUUUUAAAUUUGUCGACAAUUUUUAAUAAUUCUGUCUGAACUAGCAGAAUUGACCACCAGCUACACAAUUCUGUGCGCACAAAAAUUCAAUUUAGCUCUUUGUCUGUGUUCUGAUUCAAAUAAAUAUAGUCGGCAAUCAAAGUGGAGAGGUUUGACCACACCCUCGUAAUAGUCUGAUGAAUAAUUAGCUAGUGCAACAAGUUCAGGAUUUGAAUUUUCAACAUUAUCAACAUUAUAAGGAAAAAUACAUGGACUCUACUUGCAUCUUUGGACCGGCCUACUAGAGAAAUGGACUCUUCUGCAGCAGCUGCGGCAGAUGUCUCAUUGCACUGAAUCUCCUAUGAUAAAGCACUGCCACACAUCAUGGUGUGAAGCCAUCUAAACACAUUCUUCUGCCUUGGCCUGGUGGCUACGACAACAAUAUAACAAUAAUGCUGUUGAAAAUUAUAAUCAUAAUGAAAAUAUCUGAAUGUACUGGUAGCCCAUAAGGCAAAUGAACAAUCUUAUGUUUUCUUUGUUACCUGUAAAAUAAAAAAAUCGGCCAUCGCAAUUGACUGAUUCGGCUUUUAAAAAUCGGCAACCGGAAUCGGCCAUAAAAAUUUAUGAUCAGUGCGCUAAUGAAAAUGUUUAUCAUCACAUAAAAUAACUUUGUGUUUAAUCGUGAGAACUGGCCAUUCAGCCAUCGUAAAAGAGUGAUCCAGGAAUCCAUUUCAUUCUGUGGUUUGAUUUAUUAUUUGUUUUUAAGAGAAGACAUUAUGCUGGCACAGGACCAAAGCUGUAUUCUUAAGGUAGAAAAAUGAGUUUUGCUGAUUAAAUCUGCCCUCUGUUUUGUUUUUCUUUAAAAAAAAAAAAACUGAUAAAAUGGGGAAAAAAAGUUGCCCUUGAAGAAGUGUCAUGUCACACCUUUGUGAUGUCAUGUUCCUACACCUCUGUGAUGUCACAACCAUACACCUGUGAUGUCACGUGCCUGUGCACCACUGUUCUACCCCGUCCUCAGUGGGUGAAUCAUGAUGAACUGCUGUAAAUUUGUACAGUUGGUGUAAAUUGAUUGUGAGGAAGUUGUACAGAUUUCUAUAUUUUGGAAGAAAAGAGUUUUUCUCCUCUUUAUUAAAACUUUUGCUCUGUCAACAUUC